UAUGAAUUUUCAACGUUUAAGUCAUUUGAGCGAUAUUAAAAGACUCUUUACAAGACAAUUUUUAUGGCAUAGUUUAGAGGGAAGAAAUUCAAAGGCCUUCUUAUACAGUGGUGCUGAACAUAUAAAAUCAUUUACAGAAAUACCUGGACCGAGAAAUGUACCUUAUUUAGGAACUUAUCUAGAUUACAAAUUAGGCAAAUGGAAAUCCGACGAAUACCAUAAAGCACUAAUAGAGAAAUAUCAUAAAUAUGGGAAAAUAUUUAAAGAAACAAUUAGUGGCCAUACGAGAGUUCAUUUAUUCGAUCCAGAAUAUGUCAAAAUAGUAUACAAUAAUGAUACAAAAACACCAAAAAUACCACCUCUCAUGGAAACUGUUGAUAUAUAUAGGAAAUCACGUGGUUUCUCUCCUGGUUUAGGCUUCACAAAUGGAGAAGAAUGGCAUAAGCUUAGAAGUGCGGUUCAACAAAUGAUGAUGAAGCCGACUGCAGUUAGCCAGUAUCUACCAAUGGUAGAUGAAGUUGUCUUGAAACUAAUCACCAGGCUAAAUCAAGAAAGAGAUUCACAAGGAAUCAUAGAUAAUCUGAAUAUGGAAAUUGCUAGAUGGAAUUUAGAUUCUGCAGCUAUGACCUGCUUCGAAAAGGAUGUAAAUGCUUUAAAUGAUAAUGAAAUAGCAUUAAAAAUGAUUGAGGCUAAUCGAAUUCUAUUUGAAUUAACGAAUAGUCUUAAAUUUUCAUUACCGUUUUAUAAAUUAGUACCAAAUUUAAGUCAAACUUGGAAGAAAUUAGUAGAAGCCGAAGACUUUUUCUAUAAAUCAGUCUAUUCGCUUAUAAAUGAAACCGUUGAAAAGGUUAAAUCUACUCCUACGCAAGUUAACUACACUUUUAUUCGUUACCUGUUUAACCAAAAGAAUUUAGAUCAUAGAGAUCUAAGCGUUAUAGCGUUUUCUCUAUUCACUGACGGAUUGAGUACGACGGUUCCCGUUACUGUUGGUCAAUUAUAUUGCUUGGCUGCGAAUAGGGACAAACAGGAGCAGCUUUUUGAAGAAAUAAAUCGCCAUUCUAACAAGAAAUCGCCUCUAACUAUACAACAAAUUAACAAUAUGUCUUAUUUAAAGGCUUGUAUCAAAGAAGGAUUUAGGUUCUUUCCGGUCGGGAUAGAUGUAAAUCGUAUUUUACAAAGAGAUCUAGACAUAGGUGGCUACUCUAUUCCUAAAGGGACCGAAGUUAGUUUGAACACAAAUCUCUUACUAAGAGAAGAAGAAUACUUUAAGGAUGCUGAUAAAUAUAAACCGGAGAGGUGGCUUAGGGGAAGUCCUGAAAGGCAGGAAGAAGAAGUAAUAAAUGAGCGCGAUGGCAUCGGAAGAUCGAUGUGUAAAAUACCAUCUCAAUUUAGAGGAGAUUACUUCUCAAUGGAACGUCGAAACGAUAUUGAAACAACAAUUAAUGACAGGUUGAUUGACAUGAGAGAAAAAGAUGAAAGCGAUGGAACGGACGUGGUAAGAUGGAAGACUAAAUUUUGGGGACAUUGUGUAGAUAUAUUGAAUAAUAAUGAAACAGACGCAAACGGCAAUCACGAUAGUAGAAUUUUAAUGUAUAACAGAACUGAAAAGUGUUAUCAAUGCUUUGACAUGUUUUACAAGACACCAAACAUUAUCCAAUAUAGAACCACCAACUGUAUUAAAUAUUCAAAUCAACCAUCUAUUGAGGAGGGCUGUAAAGAUUUAAGUGAUACAUCAGCUGUAAACACUUUCUUUAGAAAGACGCUUGUAGUUGUUAACUGCAAAAAUACGUUUGAAGGAACGUUUCAUUUCACAUACGAAAUGGAUAUUGGUGGUGGAGGAAUCUGUAAUUCCAGGAGCAGUUUAAUAAAAGCUUGCCAAGAGCCUGGUUCUAGAUACAAGGAUAACGAAAUCUUUUAUAUGAAUUUUGGAAGAUGUAACGAUGUGUCGACAUCUCGAAAUGAGCGGGUGGAAUUUCAAUGCUUAGGAAGUUGGGCAGAUAAAAAUGGUAAUGUUUGGUCUGCAGUUGCCGAGUUAGCCAAGGAACCUUGGAGAGAAAGAUUUCGUUGUAUGAUGACGAGAUUUGACCAAGAGGAAAUGAAUAAUAGAAUAAGAUAUAGUAUGUCGUGGUGGGCGGAUUGUUCUCAAUUACAGAGUCCUUAUGAGGGUCCUAUCAGACUUAUAUUGGAACCCGUUGCUGGAGUGGGAAGACCCAUAGAGCCUGGUUGCAAUUUGCCAAGGAAUUUUACUGGCAAUUGGUUCUAUCAAUCUGAGCAAGAUGUUGAUGUGCAAAUCAACUCUACACAUAUAUAUUUUAAGACCAAGCUGGACCAAUAUUCAUAUAAAGAAAGCUAUUUUAUAUGUCAAAUGACUAGCGGCAAUCGAUAUUUGAUGCAAGCCAUCACCGUAGGAAAAUGCGAAGUUGAUUACAUUUGCUUUGAAUUUCUUCCAAGACAUCAUAGCGUUAUCAGAUGGAGAAUGGGUCGACCUUAUCGAUUAACCGAAAUGGAAAGAGCAGAUCCUAGACAUAAUGAGAAGAUAUUUAGGUUAGGUUGUACAUGGUCCAGUUUUACCUUUAACAGAAACGACGUUAAUUGGAUGUAUAAUACAUUUUUAUUAAAUCCUCCUGUUCCAAUUCUAUGUCCAAUUCGUGGAAGGUACCAAUUUAAACAAAUUGGUAACGAAAAUGAAAAAUACAGAACGAGAUAUAGGGGAAUAACUGAACGGCCUCGUCACUCUAUUCCCUGUGAUAAAUACGUCACAGAAUUCAAGUCCUGCGAUGAUAACGCCAAUAAAAUAGCAAUUGACGCCGAGUAUUGCGAGACUGUCGAUCAUAUCGGAAUGCCCAUAGGAGAAUACGGUAGCUUUUACUAAAACAGAAUAUUCCUAUUGAUUGAUCGUUAAACGUUUUUUAUUAUUUAUUAGAUGAACCUGAUAGAGAAUUAACCUGCAUUGGUCACUGGGACGAGAAUUGGAACUCUUAUCUAAUCACAUACGAUGAAGAAGAUCCUGUCUCGUUCUUUCGUUGUUGGGUAAAUAUUAAACUUAAUAAAUCAAUAUAAUCUAAUAUUCGUUCACAUUUAUCAUUUUAGAAUUAUGAAAGAACCGAUUGGAGAUUUAUCAAACUAUCUAGGUCUACAGGAGCAAGAUGCAGACCACAGAUGAAAUCAUCAACAUCUGAUCCAAAAUUAGGUGCUUCCUUACAUUUAUUAUUGGAGGAAAACGAGAGGCUCUUUGAUGAUUGUCCUCAAGCGUAUAUCCGUGGAGAUCCGUGGUCGAGCCCAGCUCAAGCUAAAGAAAAACUCUAUAACGUAAAUAAAGGUGUCUCGAUCCAACCGGUCCCUUAUUUACUUACGAUUUUAUUUACCAUUGCUAUAUUUUUUUAGUUAAUGUUUACGUUUUUCUAAUCAUUGUUAAUAUUUCUCUUCAUGUAUAAACGCUGUAUAAUAGACUUGUUUAUAUUUCAAAACAAAAAAAACGACAUAAAUGAAUACUUCGUAUGAAAAUAAAUCAAUUUAAAUGU
Messenger RNA from Dimorphilus gyrociliatus, 3521 nucleotides. The record is from the annotation of a GenBank genome assembly. Lineage: Eukaryota; Metazoa; Annelida; Polychaeta; Dinophilidae.